This is a messenger RNA of Colletotrichum karsti, 765 nucleotides long. RefSeq lists its product as uncharacterized. The coding region runs from base 1 to 765 and encodes 254 amino acids. The record is from RefSeq and is a predicted model, not a curated record. The transcript has 2 exons. Lineage: Eukaryota; Fungi; Ascomycota; Sordariomycetes; Glomerellales; Glomerellaceae.
AUGAUCUCAACGAAGGGGGCAGCUCUGUCUCCGACCGUUCCCCGAGACCCUCGGCCGGCGCCAGAGAAGCGCCGCACCCUGCGAACCUAUAGCAAGCGAUCGCGAUCCGCCGAAGACGACACAACCACAAGACUAGUCAAGAAGCAACGAGUCAUCAUCGAAGAAACCCCCGUUCCGCGACCCGAGCCCUCUCGCCUACCACCACCACCGCCUCCACCUCCUUCGCACGCAAAUAACAUCCCCAAGAGCUCGAUCCUCAGCUACUUCAAACCAUGCCGCUCCAGCUCCGCGACAGAGCCCUCGGAUCCGCUGUCCGACUCCGAGAAGCUCGUCAAGACCCCGCCGUCCUCGCCACCCGUUGUUAGGAGAAUACGGGAGCCGAGGAGGUUGAGGCUGCGGCCUAGCACGGCGAUACUUCCGUCCGAUGUGGAUAACGGGAGAUGCGAGGAUGACGAAGAACAAUCCGACGAACAAAAGCCAGGGAGGAAGACGACACGCUCCGGAAGACGGGAUGACAAGGAGUUGCAAGAGGCCGCGAAGAGCAGACUGAACGAGGGGACGGAUAAGACUUUGGCAAAAUCAUCGAGUAAACCGAACCUGCGGUCGAAGCCCGCAACGAUACAGACGACCAUCAACAUCUCCUCGAAACCCACUUUCGAAGAGUGCAAGAUUUGCCGGAUGGUUUACAACCCUCUGCAUCCCCCCGACGUCAAAUAUCACACGCAGACGCAUGCAGCAUAUCUUCGGAGCAGGGCGAAAAAAUGA